AUGGUUUCCAGCAAGCAAACGCUUGGUUUUCUCGCGGCAGCGUUGGCAGUUGGUGCCAACGCCCACGGUGGAAUGGACGACAGUGCAAUGUCAAUGUCAAUGUCAAUGUCGAUGCCGAUGUCUUCGUCUGCAGCUACUAUGUCCAGCUCUGGUGGCAUGGCUAUGUCCACGGGCUCUUCGUCCAUGCAAAUGGACGAUUCUAUGGUGGGAAUGAACUCGUAUCUGACUCCAAAAUACAUGAACUACCCGGUACUAUUUGCGCAUUUGAAUGCCAAAAACAAGGGCGAAGCGUUCGGAAUCUUUGUGCUCAUCGUUGCCGCUGCUUUUGCUUACAAGUUUCUGCUCUUCACCAGCUGGUGUCUCGAGGUGAAAUGGUUCAAACAGUGGAAUCCGUCCUCUGCUGCUAAGACCCGUCCAGCUCAAGGUUCCGGCCUUGUGGAAGAAAGCGACGGCUCCUCCGUUCUCGGUGCGCAAAACUACACGCAGGACUUGGAGUUCCAGAGCCAGUUUCUGCCCAAAGUGCCCAACUUGUUCGUGCAGGUGUUUUCGCCCUCCGUCAAAGACCUAUGCCAUGAUUUCAUCCGUUUGUUGUUGAUCUUCACCUCCACUAUGUUCAUCUACAUGCUUAUGUUGGUGGCCAUGACUUUUGUGCUCACCUAUGUGUUUGCCGUGAUUCUUGGUUUGGCUUUGGCCGAAGUCUUUUUCAACAGGUGGAAGAUCUGUCUCAUUGCGAGAUGGGAGCUAAAAAGACAACUGGAAAGAAAAGGUAACUGCAACGGUGGUGAAGUCUGCCCUUGCGAUGACGACGACAACGAAAAUGGUGGCAGAGAUGCUCAGCCAUCAUCAUCUAGCGGUUCUAGUCGUGCCUCGACAGCCUUAGAAAAACCUAAUGUUUCCGCCGGACAAACGACAAAGAAAAAAGCGUCUUGCUGUUGCGCUCCAGAUCCCGUCAAUCCUGACACAGACACAUGCAAAUGCGAUGGAUCUUAUGCCGACAACGAGGCUUUUAAAGAACGCCAGGCUCGCGAACUUUCCAGUAAUAAUGAACAAGCAGGAGCAAUGGACGUCAACCUAAUUCCCGCAGAAAAGUUCCCCUGA
This is a messenger RNA of Lachancea lanzarotensis, 1098 nucleotides long. It is a transcript of the gene CTR1, whose product is annotated as LALA0S01e08614g1_1. Gene Ontology annotation, molecular function: copper ion transmembrane transporter activity. Bases 1 to 1098 code for a protein of 365 amino acids. The transcript has a single exon. The record is from RefSeq and is a predicted model, not a curated record. Lineage: Eukaryota; Fungi; Ascomycota; Saccharomycetes; Saccharomycetales; Saccharomycetaceae. Gene Ontology annotation, cellular component: plasma membrane. Gene Ontology annotation, biological process: intracellular copper ion homeostasis; copper ion transmembrane transport.